AUGCCGGGAACCCGUCCGCGCGCGGUGCCCGUGGUCCGGCAUCCGCGUGGGUCUCCGGAGGGCCGGGACGUGGAGCUCGGAGCCGUGGCCCGUGACCUGUCGUGCGGUAUAGCUGACAUGUCAUUUGAGGAACUGUUGAAAUUGCAGAGCCAAGUGGGAACCAAAACAUACAAACAAUUGUUAGCUGGAAACACUUUGGAAGUCAUCUUCCUAUCUAACUACACCCUGCCUGCCACACUGAUGGUGGUGGUGGGCAGCUCUUUUAUUUCGCUUGUGAAAAAACAGUUGAAGAAGCGCCUUUCAGGGGAGGAACAUGAGAAACUGCAGCAGCUGCUUCAGAGAAUGGAACAGCAAGAAAUGGCACAGCAGGAAAGAAAGCGGCAGCAGGAGCUUCGCCUGGCCCUGAAGCAGGAGCGGCGGACUCAAGCCCAGCAGGGUCAUCGACCAUACUUCCUGAAGAAAUCUGAACAGCGUCAGUUGGUCCUAGCUGAGAAGUUCAAGGAGCUGAAGCGCAGCAAGAAGCUGGAGAGUUUCUUGAGUCGAAAGAGGCACCGAAAUGCAGGCAAGGACAAGAGACAUCUCCCUUUGAGCAGAGAAUAUUGAAGAACUGUCAUCUGUCUGCACUGCCUAGGGAGACAAGGGCCUGUGGAGACAUGGAUCUCUGGGCUCAUUCUCCUGGUUCUUUGCUGUUCAAGGGCAAGGAAAGAUCACAUCCAAUCUUGAACUCAGAAGAUUAGGGCUCUUGGACUCCCCCUAGAGCAGGACAAGAAUAGCUCAGCUUUCUGCUACAUCACACUGCCUGUAUUUGAAUUUGGUUCAUUAUGUCGUCCUGCCUUUCUUCCAUCCUAGUCUUAAACCAGUGAUUCUGGUACCGAAGAAAUGGGACCAUGAAGUCUGUGGCUAUAGGGCUGGGACUUUAUAUAGGAAUCAUUUCAUAAACAUCUGUUAUUUUUCAUUAUUUUCCUGUUUUGUAGAACUCUUUUAGUGGGCCACACUUACAAGGAUAAACAACCAACCCUACACCUUCCACAAGUGAAAAGUCAGAUCAGAGACUCUUCCUACUUAAAUCUGGGUCCUGAAAAGAUGACAGUUAUUUAAAGGGUCAGCCACUCCCACAGAACUACGUGGUUUUGAUUGUAAGAGGAAAUAGGAGGUAGGGACAUAAAGCUUUGCUCAACUGGGCACAGUGGCACAUGCCUAUAAUCCCAACAACUGGGGAGGCUGAGGUUUGAGGAUCACAAGUUCAAAGC
This is a messenger RNA of Urocitellus parryii (Arctic ground squirrel), 1250 nucleotides long. The record is from RefSeq and is a predicted model, not a curated record. Lineage: Eukaryota; Metazoa; Chordata; Mammalia; Rodentia; Sciuridae.